Histoplasma capsulatum G186AR is the source of this 2052-nucleotide messenger RNA. Its product is annotated as pps1 dual specificty phosphatase. The coding region runs from base 1 to 2052 and encodes 683 amino acids. NCBI's taxonomy places the organism in Eukaryota, Fungi, Ascomycota, Eurotiomycetes, Onygenales, Ajellomycetaceae. The record is from RefSeq and is a predicted model, not a curated record. The transcript has 6 exons. Gene Ontology annotation, biological process: protein dephosphorylation; nuclear DNA replication. Gene Ontology annotation, molecular function: protein tyrosine/serine/threonine phosphatase activity.
AUGGCUACAGUCGUUGUACAACAGCAGCCGGUGCGACAUUCUGCAUCUCCACCCCCAAUCGCUCCAGCUCUUAGCCUCAGUGCCAGUUCUUCCCAUGGCCAACCCCCAAUCCCAAACAAACAUCUUCCCGCCUGUCCUCCAGGCCCGGCUCCUGCGAACUCCAAGAUCCCCACAACCCCUCCAGCCUCACCAACCCUCAGACAUUCUACUUCCGUCCAGGGCGAUUGCGUCCUGUACCCUCCAAAUAAUUUCCCCAAACUGCGCGAAAAUCCGACAGUGUACUCGAUAGAUGCAGAUACAUUCGCCCUUGCAUUGGAUGAGCUUGCCUCUCGCCCUUUGCCAGACCCUAAGCAGGUCUUUCCAUGGCUACACGGCCUGCAUCCGGACAAUAAUAUCCAACUAGGAUUCUUCGUUGCAAGAAAGAGAUCGCUUAGACGGAUACCACAAUGUUUGCGAUCUAUAACAAUUGUUAAAGCCGGUGGGGAUUUGUCCAAGGCAAGGAUCAAGGGGGCCAUUGCGCCAGAAGAGAUCCUCUCCCCUUCUGGCACUUCAUUCAUUGAUGCGGAUCCCCCAGAAGGGUUUUCCGUGCGCAACUUCCAUAUACAGACGGCGAAAUUAGCCCCGUUGUCGGAUAUUAUUGUAUAUGGUGAAGAUGGCACCAAAGAAAAGUAUCUUUUCAGGCUUGCUAGAGGCAUUAUUAGAGCUCAGAGGGAAUGGAGAAGGAAGUUUGAUCCGGGCAAAGAGUAUCCCAAGUUCAAUACUUUUAUUCUCCAGAGUCCUUUCCGUGAACUAGAGGAAAAACAUCCUGAAUUGGUUGCUGUCAACUGCCAAGGGCAACUUACCGGUCAAGUCGUGGAUUUCUUUCGUUGGGAACGGUUGGAAAUGUGCAAUAUGGCCGAAGCCUCAGAGAUAACAAAAAACGUUUGGCAGGGCCCUACACCAGAUGUCAACGAACACCCCCUUGAAGAUCUAGGGUUUGAUGUUUUCAUCGAAACUCAUGAUGUUGCAAACAUUCCUAACAAUCAAUACCUCUCGGGAGUGUCAAGGAAAAUGGACGAUGGACCGCAGCGAUUAGAAUUUCCCUCAUCGGGAAGCCUUCUAGCUUCAUUCAACCAGAUAGUGGCCAUUGACCUUAUUAACCUUAUUGACACGUGUAGAUGGAUAUAUCACGUUACCAACCCCGAGCAUAUUGAACAGCCAGUUGAUGCAGAUGGUGAUAUUCCAAUGGUGGAGCUCACUCCCAGACCCCGCAAGGUUCUAAUUCAUUGUGGAGACGGGUACACUGAAAGCUCUCUCCUAGCCAUUGCCUACUUCAUGUUUGCGGAGGGAGUUCCAUUGGAUGAGGCGUGGUUAAGGCUACACUGCGAGAAAAAGCGGAACUUUUUCGCCUAUCCCUCGGACGUCGCAUUCUUAGCUGUCGUCCAACAAAAGCUACUGUCCGAAAGCCCCGCCGCCCGUAAUCGCAGCAUCCCGAAAAGCCUCGAACCGGAUUGGCUCUUGAAAAUGGAUGGGUCUUUACCAAGCCGCAUCCUACCAUAUAUGUACCUGGGAAAUUUAACUCAUGCUAACAAUCCGGAGCUCCUCCGCAACUUAGGCAUUAGACGUAUACUUAGCAUUGGAGAAUCUGUGUCAUGGCGGCCGUCAGAGACUGGAAAAUGGGACCCGGAAAAUUUGAUGAUGAUAAACGAAGUGCAGGAUAAUGGCAUAGAUCCUUUGACCCAGCAAUUUGAUCGUUGUCUACAGUUUAUUGAGAAAGGAAAACAGGAUGGUACUGCAACGUUGGUGCAUUGCCGCGUUGGGGUUUCGAGAUCUGCUACGAUUUGUAUUGCGCAAGUGAUGGCUUGUAAGGGGUUGUCGUUUCCUAGGGCAUAUUGCUUCGUUCGUGCCCGGCGUCUAAACGUCAUCAUCCAACCACACUUGCGGUUUGUCUACGAGCUCCUCAAAUGGGACGAACUCCUCCAGCAAAAGCGCCACGAACCAAUCCGCCGAGAUCUAGAAUGGGCAACCAUCGCACGCGAGAUAGCUCUCAUGAACAAACCAUACUCGAAAUGA